Molecule: messenger RNA, 2308 nt
Organism: Erigeron canadensis
Lineage: Eukaryota; Viridiplantae; Streptophyta; Magnoliopsida; Asterales; Asteraceae
Product: mitogen-activated protein kinase kinase kinase 1-like
Exons: 9
Coding region: 165-1985 (606 amino acids)
Biological process (GO): protein phosphorylation
Molecular function (GO): ATP binding; protein kinase activity
Source: RefSeq, a predicted model, not a curated record
AAAAAAAACAAUCACACGCCAAAUUCUCAUCUUGUUCUUCUUCCUGUCUCACCUCUUUCAAACCCCCCAAAACCUAUAGAUACACACCUAUACAUACACAAAAACAUAUACAUACAGAAUUACCUAUAUCUGUAUGCUAUAUGUGAGCAGCUACAAACUCAGAAAUGAAACUAUACUCACGGCAAAAACACAGGCCGGCAACGGCAGGUCCAAGGCUAGAAAGACGAAACGCGAUUAAAAACAUCGAUUACGACGCAUCCACUUCAUCUUCAUCAUCAUUUGACAACAAUAAUCAGUCGACGUCAUCAGCUCAUAGAACUCGAUCGCUGGAUAUUCCGGCUGCUGAUCGAGUAACUAGCUUUCGGAUUCAAGGUAUUGAAGGUGAAUUUGAUUUGAUUUGUAGACAAUUAGGUUUAGGUCCUGAUGAUUUUUCCAUUCCUGCUGCUGAUUAUGAAGCUCAUAGGGCUAGUUAUUCACCUAAGGUUUCGUAUUCGACUCCGGUUUUACUUAGUAAUAAUGAUUUAUUAGAUAAUGAUGAUAUGGAUACACGUAGAUCGUUUUCGCAUAGGGUUUCGUAUUCGACGCCGGUUUCGAUUAGGGAAUUGCCAGAGGAUGAUGAUUUUACUGUAUCUGCGGCUGUUUAUGAAGGUGAGUUUACGGAGAAUGGAAAUGAUUUGUUGGAUGUGGAUUUUGAGAGGAAGUUUGGUUUGUUGACAAAUGGAGGUAAUAAACAUGAUGAUGACGUCAACAAGGGUAAAGUUAAUGAGAACGGGUGUUUGGAAAGAAGUAUUGGUGGUGGUGGUGGUGGUGGUAAUAAUGAAACGGAAAAAGUGCAUGGGAUUAAGGGGGCACGGCCGCCACAGCUUGCUCCGCCGCCGGCUUUGUUGUCUAGAGGGAUGAUUGGGGAUGAUUUGGGAUCUAAUUGGGACUUGAUUAGGAGUUUUGCUCCGACGGAUAACGACUGUGUAAAUAAGGGGGUUGUGACUUCGAAUGAAGUGGAGAUAAGUGGGAUGAUUACAUCGAGAAUCGAUAGAAUGGUGUCACCAUCUGGUUCAGAGAGGUCGAGUGAUGUGGGUGAUGAGGAUGAAGGGUUAGGUAGGUCGGUUUCCCAGUUGCAGUAUUCUGUUUCUCCUAAUGGAACGUUUAGGUUAAGUAUUAAAAAUUGGCAGAAGGGUGAGCUUCUUGGAAGUGGUUCAUUUGGGACUGUUUACGAAGGUUUUGAUGAAUUUGGUUUCUUUUUUGCCGUAAAGGAGGUUUCUUUGCUUGAUCAAGGUAGCCAGGGAAAGCAGAGUAUUAGUCAACUUGAACAGGAGAUUUCUUUAUUAAGCCAAUUCCAUCAUGAGAACAUAGUUCGAUAUCUUGGAACAGAUACAGAUGAUGGCAAACUAUACAUAUUUCUUGAGCUUGUAACCAAAGGUUCUCUGGCAAAGCUCUACCAAAAGUAUGAACUGCGGGAUUCCCAAGUCUCGGCAUACACCAGGCAGAUUUUGAGUGGUUUGAAUUACCUGCAUGAACGUAAGGUGGUUCAUAGGGAUAUUAAAUGUGCUAAUAUAUUGGUUCAUGCAAAUGGAUCUGUGAAACUUGCAGAUUUUGGCUUGGCGAAGGCAACCACAUUGAAUGACAUAAAAUCUUGCAAAGGGACUCCCUAUUGGAUGGCACCAGAGGUUGUUAAUAAUCGAGCAAACAAGGGCUAUGGUCUCGCGGCUGAUAUAUGGAGUCUUGGUUGCACCGUGUUAGAGAUGCUGACUCGAAAAAUUCCAUACUACCAUUUGGAAGGGAUGCAAGCACUAUUCAGAAUUGGUAGGGGAGAGCCUCCCGAAAUUCCUAACACGUUGUCUACUGAGGCCCAAGAUUUCAUACUUAAAUGCUUGCAAGUAAAUCCAAAUGACCGGCCUACUGCUGCUCAGCUUCUGGACCACCCAUUUGUGAAGAAACCAGCUUCUUUGAACUCAGCGCUUGCUUCUCCACGCUACAGCGGUUCAUAGUCAUAGCAGCUUUGAUAACCUCCUGAAAGACAUGGGAAUAUUUGUUCUGGUUGGAGCUUGCAGUUAGAGAGCAAGCAAAUCUCGCUGGCUCCACCUGUGAAAGCAUGUACGGUCAGUCUAGUUAGAAUUAUGUUGUUUCCAUUUUGAUGCAUCUUUUUUUUUCAUGUCGUGUCUAUUCGGUCUCCUGCGUUAUGGUAAGUUGUAUUUGCAGAGGUGAAAGUCAUGUAAAGAGUGGCAUGAGUAGGCAUAUGUUUGUAGAUGAAUUUUGUAAAUAAUAUUGGACAAAAGGGAAAGAAAAGAGUGCAGAAAAAUUGUUUGAUUGA